UGCCAUGUUGAAUUGACAGCUUUAGUAUAUUUUAUAUAUUAAAGAAGAUUAUUUCACUUUCAUAUUUAAAACUUUUGAAGAAAAUUUAAAACAUUAGUUGUGGAUUACAUUUUCAAAGAUUUCGGAAAUACACAAUAAACUAUACCUAAAUAAUAUGUCUGCUCCAUUGUAGAAAUACGUCGUUUUAAAGAAGUGGAAAAGUAAAUUCUAACAAAUAUUCCGAAAUUUUUAAAAGCUGUUUUGCAGUAAGAAUUUGAUAUGGAUGCAAACAUCAGUCGCGGAUAUGUACAAUUAGAUAGACCCGGUGAUGUGGAGAGACUCGUUGAAAAAAAUAUUGACCCUAUUAACCGACCGCCAAAUGACAGAUGUCAUUGUAUUUAUAUUGCCCUAUUGUUAGCAGGUGUUGGUUUUCUUCUUCCCUACAACAGUUUUAUCAUAGCUGUGGAUUAUUUCCAAUCACGAUAUCCAGCAACAACUAUAGUAUUUGACAUGAGCUUAAUUUACAUUUUAGUUGCUCUUGUUGCUGUCAUCAUCAACAAUCUUCUUGUUGAGACACUGUCUCUGAAAACGAGGAUUACAUUCGGCUAUGUUGUGGCAUUUUUUACUUUGCUCUUUGUUGCGUUCUUUGAAAUUUGGUUUGAAUUAUUCGAUUUGCGAAUAGGUUAUUAUGUCAAUUUGCUUGCUGUUGCUGUUGUUUCUUUUGGAUGCACAGUUCAACAAUCCAGUUUCUAUGGAUAUACCAGUAUGUUGCCUGCUCGUUAUACACAAGCAGUUAUGACUGGGGAAAGUGCUGCUGGAUUAUUAGUAUCAACAAACAGGAUUUUAACAAAAGCUCUUUUGGAAAAUGAAAAAUUCAAUACAAUUAUUUUCUUCUGCAUUUCUAUUGCAUUUAUUGUUCUUUGCUUUGUUAUUUUUGUCUUACUGCGACGUUCUGAGUUCAUUUACUAUUAUGUCAACCGCUGCCGGGAUUACUCAGAUUCUGAUGAUCUCCAGAAGCACAUAGUUUUAGAACCUACUGAAGAUGUUGGAUUGGUGGAUAUGUUAGAUCCAUCUGAAGCAAAAUGUGGCAAAUAUGGAGUUCUGUCUCUCCGGUCUCCUCCUUCCUCACCAGUUGUCCAAUCAGAAGCAGAGGUGGAUCCUUCCAUGCAGGAUGGCAGUGAGGAUAAUUGGAUUGGUUCCACUGAAUCAGUGCAUGCAUCUAUUGUUUUUGGAGGUGGAACUAGGUAUAGAGUACAGGAUGUUGUUGUAUGUAUGAGAGGCACAACUUAUUCCAAACAUAUCCAGUGGUGGCGAGGAAUAAAAAGAGGCAUUAAAAAUCGGUGGGAAGUAUCGCAACUCAUCUGGCCAUAUAUGCUAAGUAUUGGGUUGGCAUAUUUUGUGACAUUGUGUCUUUUUCCUGGUAUUGAAAGUGAAAUUGUAAGCUGUUGUCUUGGAUCUUGGAUGCCUGUUAUUCUGAUGGCAAUAUUCAAUUUUUUUGAUUUCAUUGGCAAAAUUUUGGCAUCAGUAUCCCAUGAUUGGACUCGGAAACAACUGCUACUUCUCUCAGCCUCUCGGAUUUUUCUAGUUCCACUUCUUGCCCUUUGUGCUGCCCCUAGGGGCGCUCCUUAUUUGUCAGGAGAAGGCUGGUCCAUGAUCUUUUCGUUGUUAUUAGGGUUAUCUAAUGGAAUUGCUGGUUCUGUUCCAAUGAUUGUUGCACCAUCUGUAGUUCCAGAUGAACGAAAAGAAUUAACUGGUAACAUAAUGACCCUGUCCUAUAUGUUGGGAUUGACAACUGGAUCUGGAGUUGCAUAUCUAAUAGAUUAUUUCCUUGGACCACCUCUUUUACAUCCUUGUCCUGAAAUAAUGUCUAUUAUUCCAUCGACAUUACUUGAAAAUGUUACUUCUCCGUACGACAAUUCUACUUUUCUCAACUAUGAUGUGUGGAAUAUUACAAUUGCACUGAAUGAUACAAUUGGAAAUAGUAGUUCUUUUCUGUGAUCUGAAUUCAUGAAGUAUUAAUUUCAUGAUAAAAAUCAUGACAGUAUUUAUCAUGUAUAAUAUUAAGUCAUAUUCUAUUUCCUGUAUAUUAAACCAGAAAGCAUGUUUUAAAAUUGAUUUUAUAUAAAAUUAUUAAUUAGUUUUUUAUUUUAAUUAAAAAUACAAGGUGAUUGCUGCAGUAUACUCCAACUUUGUAUUGUUAAAGGAAAAUAUUCUGAAGUUUCAUUAUCUUUUUGAGAGAUAUCUCUAAGUACUUGUUUGUUUGCGAUUAUUUGAACAAAAAAUUAUUACUAUUAUGAUUGGUCUCUCAGAACAGAUGAUACCAAGCUGCUCAUCAUUUGUUCUCACGAUGCCUGGUCUGAUUUCUUCUGAUAUUUUUUUUUUCAGUGGAAUUCCACACUUUCAUUAGAAACAAUAAUAAAUAGCCAUUCAUUCUGUUACAAAAAACAUACUGCAAACCACUGUAAAUUUGAAUACUGAGUAGAAUUCUUUUGGUGUCGAAUGGUAGUCAUAUUAUAUAUAUAUGAAUUUAUCAUAUUUAUCUCUUUAUAGUGUCAUUUUUGAUGUGGGUUAACCAAAAUUAUAUAUUCUUCCCCCAUUUUAUAAAAAUAGGCUUUCAAAGUUGGAGUAUAUCUUUUGUAUUACCCUGUGCAUGACAAUUGAAUUCUUACUGAUUUUCAUUUUAAGUUUCAUUAGGGAUGUGUUGGAAACAAUAGUGCAAUUCAAAGGCUCUGCAACACAUACAUCUCUUAAAUCCUUAGGAAUUAUUGAUAAAUUUUACAUAGUUUGUAUUCACUUGAAAUUUUUAAUUACUAUCUUCUUUUCUCUAAAAAAUGCAGCAGGAAAAAUGGCAAAUUAAGGCAUAUUUUUAAAAUCAAUUGUGUAUUGUUCACUGAACCUUUUUUUUGGGGGGAGGGGAGGUGAAACUUUUAAAAUGUAAUACUACUGUUUAACAUAAGUUUAAUAAUGAUUGCAUUUUUAGUUAAUUAAAUUAAUAAUA
Messenger RNA from Argiope bruennichi, 2977 nucleotides. RefSeq names its product equilibrative nucleoside transporter 4-like (gene Ent3). The record is from RefSeq and is a predicted model, not a curated record. Gene Ontology annotation, molecular function: nucleoside transmembrane transporter activity; monoamine transmembrane transporter activity. Gene Ontology annotation, biological process: nucleoside transmembrane transport. The transcript has 7 exons. Gene Ontology annotation, cellular component: plasma membrane. NCBI's taxonomy places the organism in Eukaryota, Metazoa, Arthropoda, Arachnida, Araneae, Araneidae. Bases 259 to 1977 code for a protein of 572 amino acids.